AUGAGCUGCUCAUUCAGCCUCCAUGUUCCCAAAGCUCUACCUCCUCUUCCCUAUUAUAUAUCAUCAUCACCUUCUCUCUUCAUUUCUUCCAAACUCAAACCAUUCCACAGCAACACUACUACUCCUUCCAACCAAUCACUACAUACAGUAAAAUGCUGCAUCCAAAAGCCAAAUGAUCAUGUCAGUCUAAAGAAACCAAAUUUGGCACUGCCCAUAGGAGCAGCACUCUUGGCCUUGGCUGAGCAUCCAGCAGCAUUAGCAGUAACUGGAGCAAAUAAUCAUCCACAAGAACUCUCAUGGAUUUUGAUACAACUUGGGAUUGUGUUAUUUUUCUACUUCCUUACUGCACCACCACUGAUCUUGUUCUGGCUUUGGAAAAGAUGGUACAGAAGAAAGCUUGUUGAAAUGUACUUGCAAUUCAUGUUUGUCUUCAUUUUCUUCCCAGCGUUACUUGUUUGGGUACCUUUUCUAAACUUCAGGAAGUUUCCAAGGGAUCCAGACAUGGAGUAUCCUUGGUCUGUACCUGAAGAUCCUUCAAAAUUAAGAAAUGCAUACUAUAAGUACCCUUUUGCUGAUCCUGAGGAUUAUGACUAG
Molecule: messenger RNA, 594 nt
Organism: Lathyrus sativus (Indian pea)
Lineage: Eukaryota; Viridiplantae; Streptophyta; Magnoliopsida; Fabales; Fabaceae
Source: the annotation of a GenBank genome assembly